Messenger RNA from Dovyalis caffra, 408 nucleotides. The record is from the annotation of a GenBank genome assembly. NCBI's taxonomy places the organism in Eukaryota, Viridiplantae, Streptophyta, Magnoliopsida, Malpighiales, Salicaceae.
AUGAAAGAGAUAAAAGUAAUUCACCAUUUCAGAGAGAUUGCCGAAGCGGAAUGUCCUAAUGAAUCUUUAAAUGGGCGUGGAUGCAGGUACUCUGUAGACCAACAAUUAAAUGAGAGUGACAAGUCUGUCUUGAUGAUGACUUUAUAUUUCCAUCCUCGAAGAGAUGAGAAGAUUGGAAUCGGAGCCAAAGACAUCAAGGUUAUAAAUCACCCAGAAUAUCGAGAUACACGCUGCUUUUCAUUGGUUAGAACAGAUGGGACGAUUGAGGACUUCUCCUAUCGCAAAUGUCUCCAUGGUGCUCUUGAGAUCAUUGCUCCUCAAAGAGCCAAAAAGUAUCGUGAAAAAUUUUUAACACCUAAGGAUUCUGCAAAGGACAGUGGUUGUCUUGACUUGCCAUUGGACAACUAA